Molecule: messenger RNA, 1193 nt
Organism: Nicotiana tabacum (common tobacco)
Lineage: Eukaryota; Viridiplantae; Streptophyta; Magnoliopsida; Solanales; Solanaceae
Source: RefSeq, a predicted model, not a curated record
CCCUCGUUCUAUUCCUCAUACCCACAAGGCAAACCAUAAAAAACCUCCUCUCGUUCCUCUCUUUGCUUCCACCGGCGCCGUCCUCAUUUCUCUCCUUUGAACCCAUAAUUCUUGCACACAUAGUACAAUCUUUGGCCCAAGUGUUUUUCUUUUCAGUCCUCUGUUCUGUAAUGGCAACGGCACCGGUCAAGUCACAGCCACUGCAUUAUUUCUCUUUACCCCAGUUGAAGUGGGGCCAAAAAAGCCACACUAACACCAACCACCGCUUCCGCCGCCGCGAGUCUCCUUCGUCUACAGCCGAUAACCACCUCAAUACACCCCAAACCACUGACUUGAACGGUGGUUCUGACUCCGACAAGCUCCCAGUAGAAGAACAAAGACAAGAAGAACAUGUAGUAGAAGAAGAAGAAGGGCAAAAAGAGGAAAAAGUGUUGUGGAAUUUAAGGCCAAGAAAGAGUGUAAUGAAGGUGGGGUUAGAGGCUGAAACGGCGCCGUUAAAGAAGAACGUUGAAAUGGAAGUUGAAAGCAGUAAUCAUAUAAGGUCGCAGAGGGUGAGAGAUAAUAACGUGGAUAAUGGGCAUGGAUUCGGGUCGGGUAAGAAAGAGAAAAAGAAAAAGUUAUGGAUCUCGUUGUCAAGGGAAGAGAUAGAGGAAGAUGUGUAUUCUAUGACUGGGUCAAGACCCGCUAGGAGGCCCAAGAAACGAUCCAAGACAAUUCAAAAACAACUCGAUAAUGUUUUCCCUGGGAUGUAUUUAGUAGGUCUCACGGCUGAUUCGUUCAGAGUUAAUGAUACUACGAAGUAGAUAUGGCAUAGCUGGUGUAUACAAACUUUUCCUUCUCUUGCAAAAGAUUUUGCAAGGAUUGAGGAACCAAGGUGGAAGCUUAGAGCUUGAGCAUUGCUGCAUUCAUGCCUCAAUUUUGGAGGUAUAAUGUAUUGAAUUACGUAGAAGCAAUAGGAUAGCAUCUUGGGAUUGUAUCUAGUGUUCGUCUAGUUUAUUUCAAUUAAGACUAUAUGGGUAUAUUUUGAAUGAUUUUGGUUGCAAUGGUGUAGCCUAAUGUAUGUAAAAAAUAGAAUUUGAGAUAUGGAUGGAUAUAAUUUGUUACUUUCUGUUGUUAUUUGAUUUUCCCUCAUAAUGUGGCUUGACAGGCUUCCAGACUCUGUUUGGGGGCAGGGGUCAUUAUUUGUUCACAAA